AAUUAAAAAAAAUUGUUUUUCUUGUUUUUUUCUUGCUGUGAAAUGCCAAGGGAGGUUCCAAUGUAGAAGUCAAACACCGUCGGAGGGAGCAAAGAGCUCUCUUCCUCUGUUUCAAUGGCUAAUUCGGCGCUGCUGUUCUACUACUAUUCUCAACGACGUCGUUCAGCCUCUUUCAGAGGCUUUUUCUUCCUACCCACAACCUUAGCUCUCGUUACCUCUCUUUUCAUUAUCUUUUACAUUUCUUCCACUUCCAAUCUCAUCACUCAUCCACAUCAAAUCACUCUUCAACUUAAACCUCCAUCUGGGUUUUUGAAUAUCUCUGCUCCUACCCACCAAUUCAUCUCAACAACCCCGUUUGGGAAUUCUUCCACAAAACCCUUUGAAGCUAUGAAGGAUCAAAGAACUGAGAGUCAACGGUCUUCAAGACCUCAAUUGGGCUCAAAUGGAAACUAUGUCAAUAAGGAGGUGUUCCAUGAUACACAUAUCUUUCUGGAAGACUAUAAAGAAAUGAAAAGGAGCUUUAAGAUAUAUGUUUAUCCUCACAGGCGGAAUGAUCCCUUUGCAAAUGCACUAUUGCCGGUGGAUUUUGAACCUGGGGGUAAUUAUGCCAGUGAAAGUUACUUUAAGAAAGUCCUGAUGAAAAGCCAAUUCAUCACGAAGAACCCAAAUGAGGCAGAUCUUUUCUUUUUGCCUUUCUCAAUUGCAAGGUUGCGGCAUGAUCCUAGGGUUGGUGUUGGAGGUAUUCAAGAUUUUGUCAGAGAUUACAUCUUCAAUAUUAGUCAAAAGUAUCCAUAUUGGAACCGGACUGGUGGGGCUGAUCAUUUUUAUGUUGCUUGUCAUUCGAUUGGACGGUCAGCAAUGGAGAAAGCAAGUGAAGUAAAAUUUAAUGCCAUUCAAGUUGUUUGCUCUUCGAGCUAUUUCCUACCUGGGUACAUUUCUCACAAGGAUGCCUGUCUGCCCCAAAUCUGGCCAAGAGAGGGAGAGCCCCCUAAUCUUCUAUCAUCAAAGAGGACAAAACUUGCAUUCUUUGCUGGAGGAAUUAAUUCCCCUGUGCGCGAAAAGCUUCUUGAGGUUUGGGGAAAUGACACCGAGAUCUUUGCCCACUUUGGCCGGCUCAAGACACCAUAUGCUGAUGAGCUGCUUGGAAGCAAGUUCUGCCUCCAUGUUAAAGGUUUUGAAGUAAACACAGCUCGAAUAGCAGACUCAUUAUACUAUGGUUGUGUCCCAGUAAUAAUCGCCAACUACUACGAUCUACCAUUUGCAGAUAUACUCAACUGGGGGAGCUUCUCAGUUAUUGUUGCUACUCUAGAUAUACCAUUGCUUAAGAAAACACUUAAAGCAAUCAGCUCAGAUGAAUAUUUGUUGUUACAGAGCAAUGUGCUCAAGGUUCGCAAACACUUCCGGUGGCAGCUACCUUCUGUUGAUUAUGAUGCGUUUUACAUGGUAAUGUAUGAGAUGUGGCUGCGCCGAAGUUCGUUGAGAGCUCCUUUAAGUGUUUCCAAGGAUUUUUAGCUCAAAAAAUUUUGUUAUAUGAUUAUGUGAUUCAAAAAUGGAAACAUGUAUUUGAUUCUUAUAGUUUGAUUCUUUUUCUCCUAAAUUAUGUUGCAAAGAGAUAGAUUAGAUCUGCUUGACUUUGUAUACCAAUUUUUCUAAUCAAGUAGCAAAAUCAUAGUGCAUUACUAGUGUAUCUAUUGGUUCUGGAAA
This is a messenger RNA of Ziziphus jujuba (common jujube), 1704 nucleotides long. RefSeq names its product probable glycosyltransferase At5g03795. NCBI's taxonomy places the organism in Eukaryota, Viridiplantae, Streptophyta, Magnoliopsida, Rosales, Rhamnaceae. The transcript has 3 exons. Gene Ontology annotation, molecular function: glycosyltransferase activity. Bases 115 to 1512 code for a protein of 465 amino acids. The record is from RefSeq and is a predicted model, not a curated record.